Molecule: messenger RNA, 1315 nt
Organism: Alligator mississippiensis (American alligator)
Lineage: Eukaryota; Metazoa; Chordata; Crocodylia; Alligatoridae
Product: olfactory receptor 14A16-like
Exons: 2
Coding region: 91-1047 (318 amino acids)
Biological process (GO): G protein-coupled receptor signaling pathway
Cellular component (GO): membrane
Molecular function (GO): G protein-coupled receptor activity; odorant binding; olfactory receptor activity
Source: RefSeq, a predicted model, not a curated record
AGAUCAACUGGACAUGAGCAAAGGAUCUCGGCAGGGGAAGCCUGAAUGUGACACAAGAGCCAGGACUUGCACGGCGCCCUGGGAAGGAAGAUGUCCAACUGGACCACUGUAACCGAGUUCCUCCUCCUGGGCUUCUCGGACACUCGGGAGCUGCAGAUCUUGCACUUUGUCAUCUUUCUGGCAGCGUACCUGGCAGCUCUGGUGGGGAACCUCCUUGUCCUCACUGUUGUAACUACAGACCACCACCUCCACAGCCCCAUGUACUACUUUUUGGCAAAUUUGUCCAUCCUUGACCUUGGGACCAUCUCCGUCAUUGUCCCCAAGUCCAUGACCAAUUCUCUCUUAAACACAAGGACAAUUUCCUAUGCUGGAUGUGUGUCCCAGGUCUUUCUCUUCUUUCUCUUUUAUGCAGCCGAUCUUGCAUUCCUCACCAUCAUGGCAUAUGACCGGUACGUUGCCAUCUGCAAGCCACUGCAUUAUGAUAUAAUAAUGAACAGGAGAGCUUGCAUCCAGAUGGCUGCCGGUGCUUGGGCUGCUGGUGCCAUCAACUCUGCAAUGCACACUGGGAACACCUUUAGUCUCCCCUUCUGCCACUCAAAUAUCAUCAACCAGUUCUUCUGUGAAAUACCCCAGCUGCUCAAGCUCUCCUGCUCUGACGCAUACCGCAGGGAGCUGGCAGCUCUUGCUUUCAGUGUGUUUCUAGCUUUAGCCUGUUUUGUUUUCAUCGUUGUGUCAUAUUUUCAGAUCUUCACCGCAGUGUGGAGAAUCCCCUUGGAGCAGGGCCGGCAGAAAGCCUUCUCCACCUGCAUUCCCCAUCUUAUCGUGGUCUCCCUGCUUCUUUGUACUGGUGUUUUUGCCUACACGAAGCCCGUCUCUGACUCCCCGUCCCCUCUGGAUCUCCUGGCAGCUGUUCUGUAUUCUGUGGUGCCUCCAUUGAUGAAUCCGGUCAUCUACAGCAUGAGGAACAGGGAGAUCCAAGCUGCCCUCAAGCAACUGCUCCACAGGCUGAUCCGCUCCAGGAACAAUAUGUCCAUCUUUCUUUCAUGACUUUCCUUCUCUUAUAUUUUUCUUUUCUAAUUUACACAUGAAAUUAGUCUUUUUUCAUAGUAUUUUGUGAAAAUUGCAUUUAAAAAAUGAAGGUGGUAGGUUAAUUCUGUAACUUUGUAAGGUCAAAGACUUGGUUUUUGUCAUUUUGGUUGACAGUGUUGGAGUGGGAAAGUAAUGUUUCAUGCAUCAAUUUUACUGUCUUUGCACCAUCUAAAAUAUAUCCCAUCAAGUGCAAGAUAAUGAAGAAUUAAAGAGUUUUGUUUACUAA